AUGUUUCCGCGAAUUAGCGCAAUAAACCCCACAGAUAGGGCGGAUCUAUUGGCGGCCGUGGCGGAGUUUGUGACUGAUCCACCUGCUGCAAAUCACUCCAAUCCUUCAUUUCCACAGGUUUUAGUUCCCGGCAGCGAUCAUCCCGCGCUGGAAGCCCUGGCAGCGGCGAUCCGGAAGAACAAGCCCGGUCUGGAAUCCCUUCUCGACAGCAGCGCGCGAUUCUCUUCCGGGGCUUCCCAAGAAUGCCGAGGAUUUCGCGACGGUGAUGGAGGCGUUUGGAUACAAGAGCAUGGGAUACGAGGCGGGCGCGGCGACCAGGACGUAUAUCGUCGCCCGGUCUUCACUGCCAACGAGCUGCCGCUGGAAAUUCGCAUUGGAUUCCACAACGAGAUGGCCUAUCUGCCGGAUUAUCCCGACGUGGUGAUGUUCUUCUGCGAGAUCGCUCCACCGGAGGGAGGCGAGACGGGGAUCGUACAAGGCCGUACCGUAUACGACGCCAUGGCCCGCGACUACCCCGAGUUCGUACGGAACCUCGAGGAGAAAGGCCUCGUCUACUACAACUUUCUCGCCGAGAACGAGUGGAAGGAGAAGUUUGGCACGGACGAUCGAUCCCAGGCGGAGCUCAAAGCUUCCAAGUUGUCAAAGAAACUACAAUGGUUAGACGACGGACGAGUGAAAGUCUACCACGGGCCCCGCCCAGCGAUCAAGCAGCUCAAGGAAAACUCAAAGACGUGGUUCAACAACAUUGGCACUUCCAAUCCCACCACUCCAAACCUCCGGCAUUUGGAAUAUGGCGAUGGAACACCGCUUCCACUAGACGCUCUUAAAGCCUCGCUUGCAUUUAUGAACGACCACCAAGUACCUCACAAGUGGAAGCCAGGAGAUGUCAUGGUUGUGAACAAUCACGCCGUGCUCCAUUCGAGGCAUCCAUCCAAGCCUCCUCGUCGACUGCUUGUAUCAGACUUCCUAAGCUGCAAAAAGUCCAGAUUGUAACUCUGGGCGAAAAACAAAAACCAACUUUUUAUGCCACCACGACGCCACCAUUUCCAAGAAGAGGCUCUGUCAAACCUUCCAACGUGGGCUUAUGCGUUGCCUUCUCAGCGUUUUGUUUGCAGUCUGCCUCUAGGACAAAACGAUUCGGGUUGCCCUCGGACACUUGGCUGUUUAUGUUGGACUUCGCACCAGUAGCGAAUGCAAACAAAGUAAAAAAGAGCCACAAGAAACAGCAGAAGAAGCUUAUCAAAACACAAUACAACGACCCCACUCGACAGACACUAAUGGCCACUUUCGAGACGGAUCCAGCAGCAACACGAAUUUGUUAGUUUUCUAGUUAAA
Messenger RNA from Selaginella moellendorffii, 1335 nucleotides. RefSeq names its product clavaminate synthase-like protein At3g21360. Lineage: Eukaryota; Viridiplantae; Streptophyta; Lycopodiopsida; Selaginellales; Selaginellaceae. The transcript has 4 exons. The record is from RefSeq and is a predicted model, not a curated record. Gene Ontology annotation, molecular function: oxidoreductase activity. Bases 1 to 993 code for a protein of 330 amino acids.